AUGGCCGCCGAGCUGUACCCUAGCAGCCUCAACACCAGUCUCCCCAGCAGCACUGAGUCGAACAAGAAGAGCUUCAUCCAGGUGUCGGAGCCUGAGUCGCUGCCCACGCCCAGCGACCCCCAGCCCAGCGCCAGCAGCACCGGCCAGCCCAGCAGCUGGCAGGCCACCCACCCCACGCUGAGAGAAAGGAAUGCCUUGAUGUUUAACAGCGAGCAUAUGGCCGAUGUUUUCUUCAUCGUCGGACUACCAGGAGAAUCCCAGAGAGUCCCUGCCCACAAGUAUGUCCUGGCCGUGGGGAGCUCCGUGUUCGGGGCCAUGUUCUAUGGAGACCUGGCCGAGGGAGAGAUGGAGAUCCUCAUCCCAGACGUGGAACCGGCCGCAUUUCUCAUCAUGUUAAAAUACAUGUACAGCGAUGAGAUCGAGCUGGAGGCGGACACGGUUCUGGCCACUCUGUACGCCGCCAAGAAGUACAUCGUGCCGGCGCUGGCCAAGGCCUGCGUCACCUUCCUGGAGACCAGCCUGGAGGCCAAGAACGCCUGCGUGCUGCUGUCCCAGAGCCGGCUGUUCGAGGAGCCCGAGCUCACGCAGCGCUGCUGGGAGGUGAUCGACGCCCAGGCCGAGCUCGCCCUGCGCUCCGAGGGCUUCUGCGAGAUCGACCGGCCCACGCUGGAGAUCAUCCUGCAGCGGGAGACGCUCAACACCCGCGAGGCGCUGGUGUUCGAGGCCGUGCUGGACUGGGCGGCGUCCGAGUGCGGGCGCCAGGGUCUGGUGGUGACGGCCCCCAACCGGCGCGCCGUGCUGGGCAAGGCGCUGUACUCGGUGCGCAUCCCCACCAUGACCCUGGAGGAGUUCGCCGACGGGCCGGCGCAGUCCGACGUUCUGACGCUGGAGGAGACCCACGACGUCUUCCUGUGGUUCACGGCGGCCAAGAAGCCCUGGCUGGAGUUCCCCCUGGCGCAGCGCACCGGCCUGAGCCCCCAGCGGUGCCACCGCUUCCAGUCCUCGGCCUACCGCAGCAACCAGUGGCGGUACCGCGGGCGCUGCGACAGCAUCCAGUUUGCGGUAGACAAGCGGAUCUUCAUGGCGGGCCUGGGCCUGUACGGGUCCAGCGGCGGCAAGGCCGAGUACAGCGUCAAGAUCGAACUCAAGCGCCAGGGCACCACGCUGGCGCAGAACCUGACCAAGUUCCUGUCGGACGGCUCGAGCAGCACCUUCUCGGUGUGGUUCGAGCACCCGGUGCAGGUGGAGCAGGACACCUUCUACACCGUCAGCGCCGUGCUGGACGGCAACGAGCUCAGCUACUUCGGCCAGGAGGGCGUGACGGAGGUGCAGUGCGGGAAGGUGACCUUCCAGUUCCAGUGCUCCUCGGACAGUACCAACGGGACCGGCGUGCAGGGGGGGCAGAUCCCCGAGCUGGUUUUCUUUGGUUGAGCCCCGGAGGGCCAUGGGGGGAAAUGUUGAACUCUUUCAGACCUCAUCGGUGGACUCGUACAGAUUAAUUUAUUCAGAUUUAAUCCAGGAUGUAGGAUUUUAAAUCUAUAGUCCCAGGUCCUCGUGGCUUGUCAUGUGUCCCUGGAUGUUUAUAAUGAGAUGCCCUGUCCUCUUAUUGAUGCUGUAUUGAACACUGAGCUGCUGGUUAAAUGAAAACCGCUAUGAUGCUGAAGGGUCGAAUUAUUACUUCUGUGUUGAAUGAACGCUGUGUUGUCCACACGGCGUGCGCGCCAUGGAUCUCUAGGCUGGUGCUUAUGUUUUUAUGUUGCCGUGUCAGGGAGUCCACCAAAGCCCCCCCAAAAGAUGAUGUUUUACAAAUGAACAUCAACUCGACGAUCUUUCAUAAAUUACCUGGAAAACAUGCUGGAAAGACGGGGCAGGUGGACGGUCACGUGACGUGUAUUCAUUUUACUCUACUGGACGCUGCAGUAUAAUUCAACCUUUUAAACAUGGUUUAUAGUCGCAAUAGCUAAACAACAAGGGCAAAGUUUACAACAAAUACCCAGUGUACUCGUCCCGUUCUGAUACACCUUCUGUUCUGUAUAUUUUACAUAAGUGUUACAUAAACUUUAACGAUUUUACAGAAUAUAACAACGAAUGUCUGUGCUUAUUUUUGUGAUUUACUAAUAACCCAGAAUACUAAAACAAAAACGCUCUGUUCAAAUUUGUAACGAAUAAACUAGAAAUGCUAUAAAAGCAAUGAUA
Gadus macrocephalus (Pacific cod) is the source of this 2196-nucleotide messenger RNA. RefSeq names its product BTB (POZ) domain containing 6b (gene btbd6b). The coding region runs from base 1 to 1431 and encodes 476 amino acids. The transcript is spliced from 4 exons. NCBI's taxonomy places the organism in Eukaryota, Metazoa, Chordata, Actinopteri, Gadiformes, Gadidae. The record is from RefSeq and is a predicted model, not a curated record. Gene Ontology annotation, biological process: neurogenesis. Gene Ontology annotation, molecular function: protein binding. Gene Ontology annotation, cellular component: cytosol.